AUGCAAGUCGAACAUCCUUUUCAAAUUCCAGCUUUUAUUGAUAAUGUUCAAAACGAUCAAGCUGCAGUUCCAGCACUCGGAUCAUUGCACAACUUGAUCCGUGGCCUGUUCGUGGCUGAUCAUUAUCGAUUUUAUUGGGUGUACGUGAUAGCAGUGGUUGGAUUGGUUGCUUUGAGUACAAUUUGUGGUUGGUGUUUGUUAGUCGCUUGCAUAGUCAAGAAACGUACAAGCCUCUUGACACUUCACAAGAUUCCAAAAGUUAAUGUUCGAAUUGGACUUCCCAAUACCACUUGCUUUACCGUUUUCUCUGCUUCAGUUAGUGCAGCUUGGUACAUCAUUUUUGCCAUUCAUCAAUUCCGUUUGGAUCAACAAUUGAUCCCAAGCGAAUUAAAUGCAUCAAUGUUUUGGAUGUGCGUUUUGUGUUUACCAUUUUGGUUCACACUUUACGUUCAAGCGAUCGAAUUUUGCGAUUUCCCAUUACUCAAAUCCAGAUCUGGCUCCAAGGGAAACAAAAAAGUGUUGGAAAUCAUUUUACGUCUUUUUGCUGGCUUUGUCGCUGUAAUCAUUCCGGCUUUCGUCAUCAUGGCUUCUAUUACAACCGGUUACAACAAUCAACAAGAUUAUGAACAAGUCGUGGCUGGAGUAAUGCAAUUCUUUGCCGACUCAGAUUCAUCACAAGAAGGAUUUGAAGUUACUGGUACUUCCGAUGGCGCAAUUAGCAUUUUCAGAAUGUACGAAGAAGAUGCAAUUAUCCAAUGGAAAAGUCUUGCUGGCGUUUAUGCUAGUGCAAAACCAAUCAUGAUCAUUUGGGCAAGCUACUUUGGCUUUUUGCUUGCUCUUUACCUUGGUGGAGCCGUGAAGCUUUAUGUAGCAUACAGAAAGACCCCCAAGGUCACAAAGACUGACACGAUCAUCCUGAGAAAAUUGGAAGGCGAUGUGGAAUCAGUCAUCUUUGACAACUCUACUGCAGACAACGAAAAGCAAGCUAAAUACCCCAAUUGCUACUUCUUACAAAAGUACAAGCACAUCUUCAGCGUCAUGCUUUGUAUCAUGUUCUUGGUCAUCUAUUCUUUCCUUGCCGCUCAGUUGACCUCACUUGUGGAAAUGGUGCAAAUUACUCAAUUCGUUGGUAAUUAUUUGGGCGUCUUGAGCUCGAUGAUGCUCUGCUCAAGUGUCUACACCAUCUUCCAUCUUUCGAUCAUGUAUGCCAACAAAGGUGCUGCCACUACCAAAUCAAAGUCCACCACGGAAGGUGACGUCGAACAUGAAUCACGUUCGGUCGAUACAGAUGCUACUCUUACAUCUUAA
Messenger RNA from Meira miltonrushii, 1308 nucleotides. RefSeq lists its product as uncharacterized. Bases 1 to 1308 code for a protein of 435 amino acids. The transcript has a single exon. Lineage: Eukaryota; Fungi; Basidiomycota; Exobasidiomycetes; Exobasidiales; Brachybasidiaceae. The record is from RefSeq and is a predicted model, not a curated record.